AUGUUAGUGAAACAGCUCAAGCCUCAAAGCAGGAGCUUUUCGCUCUUUUGGAAGAUGCUUGCUAUGGAUCCACCUGCGAAAAAUAGUGAGCAGAGAUUAUACAACUGGGACGAAUCACCCCACGAGGAUAUACGAACACGUUCAGCCGUCAUCAGAGCUAGAGCAUCGUGUCCAGUUACUCACAAACCAGUUAGCUUUGUUUGUCCAUAUUCUGGUAUUCCAACACACGCUUCGGAAGAGGCAUGGAAACAGGAUACUGCCUACCAUAGCCAAAAGAGGUAUGAGGUGUUGAAGCAAGCCAACUUAUUUGAACAUCAGCAAAGGGAAAGGAAAUUUGAUAUUGUAUUUCCUGCAGAACAGGAGAAGGAGUUUGCGGUGAAUUUAUCCAGUUGGGAUACGUAUUUCUACACACGAGACUAUCCACCUAUGGAUGACUUUAUGUCGGGUGUUUACUCAAAACUCUUGACGUAUCCACUCACAAUUGGAUCAAUAUUGCACCAAUACUCGCCAUACAGGGAUAAGGAGAUUACUUUCGAAGGUGCAAAGAGUAUUGCUGCAUUGCGUUAUACCUUGUACUCUCAAAAGAAAGAUGUUAGUGAGUUCCACUUGAGGGAGAAGAUGAGAAUAUUUGUUAUUGGAGAAGGAGACGUGCCAGGCUUAGCAUGGAAGCAACUUGGAUAUUUAUUUGGAAACAAUAGAUUUGAAAUCUAUGUUAUUGGCAAUGAAAAUGCGCCACCAGUGCGCUAUGAUGAUCAGAUCACCAUUAUUCGACAUUCUUACCAGCACUUGAUCGAUGGUGCAUUAUUCCCAUUCGACCCAUAUUACGAUGUAUUUAUGCUUGGACAGCCUGGGUUUGGAUACAACGACGUAUUCUGGAAACAGAUUAUCAAGUGUUUGCUUGAGUCCAAGUGUGCUGCUUUUGUUACUGGUUACGAUAAAAACGAUAUUACACGUGAAAUGGCUUGGAUGGAACAACAUUUUAGUAAAGAUAUGGACCUUUUGAUGAAACCAACAGACAACAUAUUCGGUUGCACCAAACCGGAGAUCAAUGAUGCAAACCCUACAGAGACAUUUAAUAUAAAUAGUCAAGUCUUUGGAUUUAGAGGAAAGAGGUAUCACGCAAUUCAAGUGUAA
Molecule: messenger RNA, 1134 nt
Organism: Lodderomyces elongisporus
Lineage: Eukaryota; Fungi; Ascomycota; Pichiomycetes; Serinales; Debaryomycetaceae
Gene: MSS51
Product: Mss51p
Exons: 1
Coding region: 1-1134 (377 amino acids)
Biological process (GO): mitochondrial respiratory chain complex IV assembly
Source: RefSeq, a predicted model, not a curated record